Molecule: messenger RNA, 1621 nt
Organism: Acanthopagrus latus (yellowfin seabream)
Lineage: Eukaryota; Metazoa; Chordata; Actinopteri; Spariformes; Sparidae
Gene: pus3
Product: pseudouridylate synthase 3
Exons: 6
Coding region: 1-1434 (477 amino acids)
Biological process (GO): tRNA pseudouridine synthesis; mRNA pseudouridine synthesis
Cellular component (GO): cytoplasm; nucleus
Molecular function (GO): RNA binding; pseudouridine synthase activity
Source: RefSeq, a predicted model, not a curated record
AUGUCAGAGGCUUUGAUCCAUCGAGUAAAGGAGCUGGAGGCAGAGCUGGAGAAGCUCAAGUCCCAGCUGAAGGAGAGGGGUGGAGCUGGAGAAGACAUGGAGCUCACAUCCCAUGUAAACACAGACUGCCAACCUGAUGGUAACACCAGCAACAACACCAGCAGCGGUAAGAAGGGUAAAAAGGCGAGCAAAGAGCGCCCUUUCGACUUCUCUGCCCACCCUCGGCGCCAUGUGGCUCUGCGCCUGGCCUACCUGGGAUGGGCCUACCAGGGCUUCGCGGUUCAGGAGAACACGGACAACACAGUGGAGGCCAGACUCUUCGAAGCUCUGCUGAAGACGCGGCUGAUUCAGGAACGACAGACCUCCAACUACCACCGGUGUGGUCGCACUGAUAAAGGAGUCAGCGCUUUCUCCCAAGUCAUAACCAUCGACCUGCGCUCCACACAGUUUGGCGGAGGUCUGGGCAUCACGCUACCUGAAAGUGUUGAUGCCGGCAUCAAAAAUAAAGCUUCUGCCUCUGAGCUUCCGUAUGUGAAGAUGCUGAACAGAGUCCUGCCCCAGGACAUCAGGAUCUUGGACUGGGCGCCAGUAGCGGAGGGUUUCAGUGCACGCUUUGACUGCCAGUCCCGCACGUACCGGUACUACUUCCCCCGAGGAUCCUUGGACGUGGCGUUGAUGGCAGAUGCAGCAAAAAGAUACGAGGGCACUCACGACUUUCGCAACAUCUGUAAAAUGGAUGUGGGCAACGGGGUGCUGCAGUUUGAGAGGACCAUCCUGUCGGCAUCAGUCAAGUCUCUGCAACCUCAGCAGAUCUCCAGCACAGACCAGUAUGAGCUCUUCGUGUUUGAGAUUAAAGGGCUGGCCUUCCUUUACCACCAGGUACGUUGUAUGAUGGCGCUGCUUCUCCUCAUAGGGCAGAAACUAGAAGCCCCGGAGAUAAUUAAUCAGCUCCUGGAUGUUCAGAGUAACCCCAGGAAGCCUCAAUACAGCAUGGCAGUAGACUACCCGCUUGUGCUGUACGACUGCCACUUUGAAGGUUUGAGCUGGAAGCAGGACAGCGAAGAGGUGAAUUACGUCCUGUCUGUGCUACAGCAACACUGGACCCAGAGUGCCGUCAAGACCCACGUCAUCCACGGGAUGAUCCAGGGUUUGGAGGCCAUAGGUGGAGUCUCCUCCGACCAUUGCUGGCUGGUAGAAGGCAGCAGGCAGAAGAACUACCGACCCCUGCUGGAGCGUCCGUGCUGCGAGAGCCUGGAGUCCAGGAUAAACCAUUUUGUCAAAAGAGGCAGACUGGAGCGGGAGGAAGGGGAGAACGGGGGAGAAGCGGUCCACAGGGGGAAAAGGUCCAAACAUUCCCACAAUUCCCUCAGUCUGCCUGUUUCUGCAGAGACGUCGUCUUCAGAACAAAGUACAAAUCAGAAGGCAGAGGACUGAUAUUUUCCCACAGGAGAAAAUGGACUGGACAAAGUGAAUUUUGUUGUAAUUUUUUGUUCAUUGUUUUUACAUUUUAUUUCAGGAAACAAAAGAAUAGAUUUAUCUUUGUUUCAAGAUAACAGUGUAUUUUCUUUUUCGAUUCAAGCAAAUGUCUGUUUUGCUUUGGAUUAAACACGUUUUAGAGAAA